Cucurbita maxima (winter squash) is the source of this 3446-nucleotide messenger RNA. Its product is annotated as pentatricopeptide repeat-containing protein At1g31430. The record is from RefSeq and is a predicted model, not a curated record. Gene Ontology annotation, molecular function: protein binding; RNA binding. The transcript has 2 exons. Bases 216 to 2276 code for a protein of 686 amino acids. Lineage: Eukaryota; Viridiplantae; Streptophyta; Magnoliopsida; Cucurbitales; Cucurbitaceae. Gene Ontology annotation, biological process: RNA modification.
AUCUCAAACGAUCCUGGAUUUGGAAACCCGCACUCUUCUGAAGUGAGAUCAGCAGUAACGGAUCCAUUCGGACAUAAAAAGCAAUCCAAUCGGUAAAAUCUCGUUAAUCCGAUCCUGCAAGGACUUUUAGUUUGUUAGCAUGCUGAAAAUGUUGGGUAGAGAAUGCGUAGUUCUUAUAAUCGAUAUAUGUUCUUGAUAGUUUGGAUUUAUUGAGAAUGCGACAUCCAAGUUCUCACAUGCUUCCUCUAUUGAUCGUUCGAAGAAUCCAGUUUUUUUCCCGCCAUUAUUCUUCAAGUCUGCACGUAGUUCCAAUUUCUCCCCAACUCUCCAAACUGACAAAGAAAUCAUGCAUCGAAUAUCUCCGGAACUGCAAAUCCAUGGAUCAACUCAAACAAAUUCAGAGUCAGAUCUUUCGAAUCGGUCUGGAUCGGGACAGGGACACCACCAACAAAUUGAUGGCAUUUUGUGCGGAUCCAUCUGUUGGAAACUUGCACUACACAGAGAGGAUGUUCGAUUACAUACAAGGUCCAUCUCUGUUUGUUUAUAAUGUGAUGGUUAAAGCGUAUGCCAAAAGGGGUAUUUUCAGAAAAGUCCUUUUGCUAUUUCAACGGUUGAGGGAAGAUGAGUUGUGGCCUGAUAAUUUUACUUACCCGUUUGUUCUAAAAGCCAUUGGUUGCUUAAGGGAUGCGAGGAAAGGUGAAAAGGUUCAUGGUUUUGUGGUGAAAACGGGAAUGGUUUGUGACACUUAUGUUUGUAAUUCACUUAUGGAUAUGUAUGCAGAAUUGGGCAAGGUUGGGAAUGCCAAGAAGCUGUUCGACGAAAUGCCGAGGAGAGAUUCUGUUUCUUGGAAUGUUUUGAUUUCUGGGUAUGUUAGGUGUAGGAGAUUUGAGGAUGCUGUUAAUGUAUUUAAGGAAAUGCAGCAAGAAAGCAAUGAGAAACCUGGUGAAGCUACUGUUGUUAGCACUCUUUCUGCCUGUACAGCUCUGAAAAAUCUGGCGCUGGGGGUGGAAAUUCACAACUAUGUUAGAAAGGAGCUUGGUUUUACCACUAUAAUUAAUAAUGCAUUGUUAGAUAUGUACGCAAAAUGUGGGUGUUUAGAUAUUGCCCGCAAGAUAUUUGAUGAAAUGCCAAUGAGAAAUGUGAUUUGUUGGACCAGCAUGAUUUCUAGCUAUAUUAACUGUGGUGAUUUAACAGAGGCUAGAGACUUGUUUGAUAGAAGUCCAGUUAGAGAUGUUGUUCUGUGGACAGCAAUGAUUAAUGGGUAUGUGCAGUUCAACCAUUUUGAUGAGGCUGUGGCCUUGUUUCGCGAAAUGCAAUUUCAAAAGGUAAAGCCAGAUAAGUUCACGGUAGUCGCUCUUCUUACGGGCUGUGCGCAGUUGGGAGCUCUAGAGCAAGGGAAAUGGAUUCAUGGAUAUCUAGUUGAGAACAGAAUAACAAUGGAUACUGUGGUUGGUACUGCACUCAUUGAAAUGUAUUCCAAAUGUGGAUGUGUGGAUAAAUCUUUAGAAAUUUUCUAUCAGUUGGAGGAGAAGGACACGACAUCGUGGACAUCAAUGAUUUGCGGUCUUGCCAUGAAUGGGGAGACCGGUGAAGCGCUUAAGCUGUUCACAGAAAUGGAACUCGAGGGAGCUAAACCUGAUGAUAUCACCUUCAUUGGUGUUCUAAGUGCCUGUAGUCAUGGUGGAUUGGUAGAGGAAGGACGUCGGUAUUUCGACUCGAUGAAAACGGUUUAUCGAAUUGAGCCAAAGGUAGAACACUAUGGGUGUGCUAUCGACCUCCUUGGUCGAGCGGGGCGGUUGGAUGAAGCGGAGGAACUGAUACGAGAGAUUCCCAGUGAAAAUGAUGCAAUUCUGAUUCCUCUCUAUGGUGCUUUGCUUAGUGCUUGCAGAAUCCAUAAUAAUGUUGACAUGGGUGAAAGAUUAGCCAAAAAACUAGUGAACAUAGAAUCAUGUGAUUCUAGCAUUCACACACUUCUUGCGAAUAUAUAUGCUUUUGCCCACAGGUGGGAAGAUGCAAAGGAAGUGAGAAGGAAAAUGAAAGAGCUUGGAGUUAAGAAGAUGCCUGGAUGUAGUUCGAUCGAGGUCGAUGGCAUCGUUCACGAGUUUCUUGUUGGGGAUCCAUCUCAUCCAGAAAUGAUGGAAAUAUGCUCCAUGUUGGAUAGCGUGGUUGGACCAUUACUGGGACCAAAGGAAUCCGAGCUUGAAAUUGUGAUACCACUUCACAUUGAUGGCACUGUUGUGUUGCAUCCAUUACAUGAGGCUGACAAAGUUUCUUGAUUAUCUUCUGUGGGGUUUCGAAUUUGCCAACGCACUCGGGAAACAGUUUUUUGAGGCGUUCGAUGUAAGCUUGACCAAACAUAUGACCUAUCGGGAGAUGUUGAGAGAUGAUUGAGGAGUUUCAAAUUUGCCAAUGCAGUUAGGGAACAGUUUUUUGAGUUGUUCAAUGUAGGCUUUGUUAGGAAUCACCGAUCUCCACAAUGGUAUGAUAUUGCCCACUUUGAGCAUAAGUUCUAAUGACUUUGCUUUGAGUUUCCUCAAAAGGCUUUAUACCAAUGGAGAUAUAUUUCUUGCUUAUAAACUCAUGAUCAUUCCCUAAAUUAACCAAUAUGGGGCUCUCUCCUAGCAAUCAUCAACAAGGCUUGACCAAAUAUAUGGCUUGUCGAGAGAUGAUCGAGGAGUUUCAAAUUUGCCAAUGCAGUUUGGGACCAGUUUUUUGAGAUGUCGAUGUAGGCUUUGUUAAGAAUCACCAAUCUCCACAAUGGUAUGAUAUUGUCCACUUUGAGCAUAAGCUCUAAUCGCUUAGCUUUGGGUUUCCCGAAAAGGCUUUAUACCAAUGGAGAUGUAUUCUUUGCUUAUAAACCCAUGAUCAUUUCCUAAAUUAACCCAUAUGGGACUCUCUCCCAACCAUCCUCAACAAGGUUUGACCAAACAUAUGGCUUAUCGAGAGAUGUCAAGAGAUGAUCAAGGAGUUUAAAAUUUGCCAAUGCAGUUUGGGAACAAUAUUUUUUAGGAGUUCGAUGUAGGCUUGACCAAACAUAUGGCCUGUCGAGAGAUGAUCGAGGAGUUUCAAAUUUGCCAGCACAGUCUGGAAACAACUUUUUGAGGAGUUUGAUGUAGGCUUGAACCAAACAUAUGGCUUGUCGAGAGAUGAUCGAGGAGUUUCUCCUCUAUCCUCCCGUUUGUUGCAAGGGAAGUUUUUUUUUUUUUUUUUUUUGUUUGUUUGUUUGUUUGUUUCCCACGAGAAAGAAUGUGCCAUUAUGUGGAGGCUUCAGGGAGAUAUAGGAAUACUACAAUUUGUGGAGGACUUGAAGUUAACUAAUGCCAGCUUGGUUGAAGUUUGAGGACUUCGCUCCAUUUCUUGUCUCAUUAGGCAGCGGACUAGUGAACAGUGAAGCCUUAUGGGAGAUGGGGGAGGGAUAUAGUAGAUUGUUCGAACAAUUUUCAAGA